AGUCUCGAUCGAAGCAAAUAUAUAAAUAAAAUCUGUCUCGAUCAGAGCCGUCAUCCGAAUCUUCUCCCGCUGCUGACCGUUUCAAUUCAACCCGUUUGUUGCCCUAAUCUCGCUCGAUUAUACCGAUCAAGCUAUGCGUUGCUCGACUCUGCUCGAUCGACUCAAUCGCCUGCGACUCCGAAACCCUACUUUCUUCCCAACUACGGAGCUCCACCAGCAUUCGCUCGCCAUCGAAUGCCAUUGCAUUUAUAUUGAUCACAAUGCCGCAGGGCGAGAAGUCUCGAUCACUGACGAAAAACUGAUGCCCCGAUCGGCUUGGGCUCUUCAUGGGUAACAACUGCGUCGGGCCGAGCGCCAACAUUCCGGGCUUCUUCCAAUCUGUCUCCGCCGCACUCUCCCGUUCUCGUCUCACCGGAGCACGCGAAUCCGUCCCUGACCCCGUUCCUUCCUCAUCCAAUGAGGCGACGAAGGAUGAAUUGGCCCACAAGCCCCCUGAACCUAUCAGAAUACCUGAAGGCGAGAUCAAGUCUCGGCCUCCACGGCCACGGCCACGGCCACCACCACCACCGCCUCCGCCACCGCCUCCUCCGCCGUCUCUAUUGCUGUCCCAAUCCCCGGAGGAAUCAACACGGGCAACGACAAUGGAGGAGGAAACCAAACUCCCAGAACAGUCAAAAGAUAGAAGGAAACCUAACUUCGUGAAGCGAAUUUGCAGCGCUGGCCUGCAGACGGAUUCCGUUCUCAAGCGCAGGACGGGGAAACUCAAGGACUUAUAUAGCAUCGGCAGGAAGCUUGGGCAGGGGCAGUUCGGUACCACUUACCUCUGCAUUGAGAAAGCGACGGGGAAGGAAUUUGCGUGCAAAUCUAUAGCGAAGCGGAAGCUUCUGACUCCAGAGGAUGUCGAGGAUGUCCGCCGUGAGAUCCAGAUUCUGCACCACUUGGCUGGUCACCCAAAUAUCAUCUCAAUUAUUGAUGCUUAUGAGGAUGCUGUGGCUGUGCAUGUUGUUAUGGAGUUAUGCGCCGGUGGAGAGCUUUUUGAUAGGAUUAUUCAGAAGGGACAUUACACGGAGAAGGCUGCGGCAGAGCUUGCCAGGGUUAUUGUUGGUGUUGUCGAAGCCUGCCAUUCUUUAGGGGUGAUGCACAGGGAUCUCAAACCGGAAAAUUUUCUCUUUGUCAAGCGGACGGAGUCGUCGCCUUUGAAGAUGAUUGAUUUUGGGCUAUCAAUUUUUUUCAAGCCUGGGGAUGUCUUUACUGAUGUUGUUGGGAGCCCAUACUAUGUAGCACCUGAAGUGCUGCGGAAGCAUUAUGGACAAGAAUCAGAUGUCUGGAGUGCUGGAGUUAUGAUUUAUAUUUUCUUGAGCGGUGUUCCUCCAUUUUGGGAUGAAACAGAGCAGGGAAUCUUUGAGCAAGUUUUGAAAGGCGAACUUGAUUUCUCAUCUGAGCCAUGGCCUGGAAUUUCGGAAGGUGCGAAAGAUCUAAUUAGGAAAAUGCUUGAGAGGGAUGUAAAAAAACGUCUGACUGCCCAUGAAGUUUUAUGCCAUCCCUGGGUCCGAGUUGAUGGAGCUGCCCCUGAUAGGCCUCUUGAUUCUGCUGUUUUAACUCGAUUAAAGCAAUUUGCUGCCACAAACAAGCUCAAGAAGAUAGCCCAUAGGGUUAUUGCUGAGAGCUUGUCAGAAGAAGAAAUUGCUGGUUUGAAAGAAAUGUUCAAGAUGAUAGACACAGACAAUAGUGGUCAAAUCACUUUCGAGGAACUCAAGUCUGGUUUGGAAAGAGUUGGCGCUGAUCUCAAAGAAUCUGAAAUUUUAGAUCUCAUGGAAGCUGCUGAUGUGGAUAAUAGUGGCACUAUUGAUUAUGGAGAGUUUAUUGCUGCAACAUUGCAUCUAAACAAAGUUGAGAGGGAUGAUAAUUUGAUUACAGCAUUUCAAUAUUUUGAUAAAGAUGGCAGUGGCUAUAUCACUCAAGAUGAGCUCCAACAAGCUUGCGAGGAGUUUGGCGUAGAAGAUAUCCAUCUUGAAGAAAUGAUUCGAGAAGUAGAUCAAGAUAAUGAUGGAAAGAUAGAUUACAAUGAAUUUGUGGCCAUGAUGCACCAUGGGAAUACUGCCUUGGGCAGAAAGAGCCACCAUAAUAACUCGAGCUUCAGUCUUCACGAGUCAUGGAACUGAUUAUGUACAGUAAGCUCUCUCAGCUUUCCUUCCUCAUCUCAUCGCUCUGCGACUUUGUAAAAAUUGAGUUGAAAAAGCUCGGUAUAUUGGCCGAGGUUUGUAAACAUGACAAGACUGAUAAAGAAUGUUAUAGAUUCUGCACAUCAUUUUCAACAUGAAGUUUUGAAAUAAGUUGGGCUUUCCUGCCAUUUUCUUGUGUCAUCCUCUCUUUUGGUACCUGUAGUAUAAAUA
Molecule: messenger RNA, 2393 nt
Organism: Phalaenopsis equestris
Lineage: Eukaryota; Viridiplantae; Streptophyta; Magnoliopsida; Asparagales; Orchidaceae
Product: calcium-dependent protein kinase 11-like
Exons: 7
Coding region: 327-2162 (611 amino acids)
Biological process (GO): intracellular signal transduction; protein autophosphorylation; peptidyl-serine phosphorylation
Cellular component (GO): cytoplasm; nucleus
Molecular function (GO): calcium/calmodulin-dependent protein kinase activity; ATP binding; calcium ion binding
Source: RefSeq, a predicted model, not a curated record